AUGGAGAAAUGUUAUCGGGCUCUGCUUCCUAGAAAUAUGCUAAGACCUGUUACUGAGGCUAAUGCACGCAGUGGGAACGAAACCGAACCAGAAUCCAAGCUGGUAAGCGCGUGCGAUAAGGAACGGCCAUCAUGUACGCGUUGCGACAAACAAGGCAUGGAGUGCGUAUACAUCACUAACGCUGGCGAAACCCGAUCUUCCGCGUUUAAGAGGAAAUACAACUCACUGGAAGAAGAACUGGACACUCUACGGACGCUCUUCAGCUACGUUCAGACUCGUCCUCAAUCUGAGGCUCAAAACACCCUCAUGUCUGUCAUUCAGUUGUGCCAGGACCCUGCCGAGGCAAUACAGCUAUUUCUCACACAGGGCGAUGGGGCUACAGAGAUAGAGGAAUUCGCUGAAGCAGAAGUAUCUGAGAGUUUCAUAACUCCCACGUGUAGUGAAGCACAUCCCUUUCUAGCAAAGCACUUAGUCCAUGUUCAGGCUCGGCCCUGGACUACAGUUGCUGGAGACGCUAUAGUGUCACAAAUUAUAUCGCAAUUUUUCAUUGAUGAGCGACCACUUGCCUUACCUAUUGUGGACUUUACUGUGUUUAUAAGAGAUAUGACACAGGGUGACGGCCCAUUUUUCCUGAGCCGUUUACAUUUGAUCCUACAAGAUGGAUAA
Pochonia chlamydosporia 170 is the source of this 666-nucleotide messenger RNA. Its product is annotated as fungal zn(2)-Cys(6) binuclear cluster domain-containing protein. The coding region runs from base 1 to 666 and encodes 221 amino acids. Gene Ontology annotation, molecular function: DNA-binding transcription factor activity, RNA polymerase II-specific; zinc ion binding. The transcript is spliced from 2 exons. Gene Ontology annotation, biological process: regulation of DNA-templated transcription. The record is from RefSeq and is a predicted model, not a curated record. NCBI's taxonomy places the organism in Eukaryota, Fungi, Ascomycota, Sordariomycetes, Hypocreales, Clavicipitaceae.